AUGAUCUGUGAAUGGCCUUCCGGCGACUUGGAGUGCCUCUCCAGUCUACCGACGACCCAAUUUUCCACCGGUCAGCAGCCUCUCUUCCUACCGGUAACCAAAACCUCAGGCGGUUUGCUUGAUUCCGCACAUACCAUCGUCCCCGUAAACACCGUUUCGAGCUCUGAAGCUCCGAGAAAACCUCCCGCCGCCGCACCAAAUGUCACCAGGAAAUCGAGCGUCGUUUCUGCCAGAUUUUCCCCCGCCAUUGGUGCCACGUCAAAAGUGAUUCCCAGCGGCUCUCUCCGUUCGCUCCCGGUAGCUGAACAAUCCCAGAUUAAAGUCUUAGGAUUUCCUUCAGUCAACGUCGCAUGUUUCUCUGCUUUCGUUGGACCCUUUUUCACCUCAGGCCCAUCCCAGCCAGCCCAAACCAAAACUAACCCCAUCCAGUCUUUACCCCACCCCAAUCCAUCUAAAAUCCACCCUGCCCAACCCGUCCUCUAUACACCUCCUCUAGCCUCAGCCUCCACCAUGUCCAGCUCGAACCCAACCCAAAUCCUGCAGUGCAGCCCGAACCCAGCCCAUCCCUCCCAAUCCGCCCAUGUCUCCUCUUCAACCCAAACUGUUGGCCUUGGUCCAGGUAAAUCCUUCCUCUCGGCUGCCUAA
Molecule: messenger RNA, 645 nt
Organism: Striga asiatica
Lineage: Eukaryota; Viridiplantae; Streptophyta; Magnoliopsida; Lamiales; Orobanchaceae
Source: the annotation of a GenBank genome assembly